This is a messenger RNA of Oncorhynchus mykiss (rainbow trout), 4271 nucleotides long. RefSeq names its product GTP-binding protein 2. NCBI's taxonomy places the organism in Eukaryota, Metazoa, Chordata, Actinopteri, Salmoniformes, Salmonidae. Gene Ontology annotation, molecular function: GTPase activity; translation elongation factor activity; GTP binding. The record is from RefSeq and is a predicted model, not a curated record. Gene Ontology annotation, biological process: translational elongation.
GGACCCUGCUUAGCUUCAGAAGCAAGCCAGCAGUGGGAUGCAGGGUGGUAUGCUGCUGGCAAAUUAAAUCAAUUGGAGCUGAUUUACUGGUGUUUUUAGUAUUGUAUGUCCAACAAUGAAAAACAUUUAAAUUCGUUAAUAUAAAAAAUUGUAAUAUAAAUAAUAUAAUAUACGUCGGGACGCGGGCCGCCAGUUGGGGAGCCCUGAGUAUGGGCUAGCUAGCAGAAGGCAAGUGAUGGAGAGAAGGCCAGCCUCAGUUGGACCGAUUGCGUUAGCUACCCAUACUGAGCCCAUACGUAUGUGUAUUUAUUCAUUUUCAGGCGUACAACUUUAAGUCCGUUAUAUUCUUACAGCGUGGGUUAGCGUUAGCUUGUUCAUUCUCGUGAUGGAUGCGCAAAUAUCAGGCGGGACCGGUGUUGGUACAACCGCUAACGUUAGAUCAAAUUUGCCUAGCGUUAGAUCAAAUUUGCAAGGACCCAGUUCAGGUAACGGGAGAAGGAUGACGUCCAAAAAAACGCGUUCAAAAAAGGGGAAAAGAAGAAAGAGACGGAGGAGUAAAAAGACGAAGACCAACAAAACACCACCAUAUUUACCACCGGAGGCUGAAGAAGGAAACAUUGAAUAUAAGCUGAAGUUGGUGAACCCCACACAAUACCGAUUUGAACACCUGGCCACCCAGCUAAAAUGGCGUCUUCAAGAGGGACGGGGCGAGGCAGUGUAUCAGAUUGGGGUGGAAGACAAUGGUCUGCUUGUCGGACUGUCAGAGGGAGACAUGAGAGCCUCGCUGAAGACCCUACGGAGGAUGGCAGAGAAGGUUGGUGCUGACAUCACACUUCUACGGGAAAGAGAGGUGGAUUACGACUCAGACAGAAACUGCCGGAAAAUCUCAGAGGUUCUUGUCCGAAAAGUUCCAGACGACCAACAGUUCUUGGACCUGCGUGUGGCGGUACUGGGAAACGUGGACUCAGGGAAGUCCACGCUGUUGGGCGUGCUGACUCAAGGCGAGCUGGACAACGGGCGAGGCCGGGCACGCCUCAACCUCUUCAGACACCUUCAUGAGAUCCAAACGGGCAGGACAUCAAGCAUCAGCUUUGAGAUUUUGGGCUUCAAUAGCAAAGGGGAGGUGGUGAACUACAGUGACUCCCGUACAGCCGAGGAGAUUUGCGAGAGCUCUUCUAAGAUGAUCACCUUCAUUGACCUGGCCGGCCACCACAAGUACCUGAAAACCACAAUUUUUGGCCUCACCAGCUACUGCCCAGACUUCGCCAUGCUGGUGGUCAGCGCCAACACAGGCAUAGCUGGCACCACCCGCGAGCACCUGGGCCUGGCCAUGGCACUAAAGGUGCCCAUCUUUAUUGUGGUCAGCAAGGUGGACUUGUGUGCCAAAGGAACAGUGGAGCGCACAGUACGCCAGCUGGAGCAUGUCCUCAAGCUGCCCGGCUGUAACAAAGUGCCGAUGGUGGUGGCCAGCCCAGACGACGCUGUCACAGCCGCCCAGCAGUUCGCUCAGUCCUCCAGCAUCACACCCAUCUUCACCCUGUCCAGCGUGUCUGGAGAGAGUCUGGCCCUGCUUAAGGUCUUCUUCAACAUCCUGCCUCCUCUCAGCAACAGCAAGGAGCAGGAGGAGCUCAUGCAGCAACUCACUGAGUUCCAGGUAGAUGAGAUCUAUACCGUGCCAGAUGUGGGGACAGUGGUGGGAGGAACUCUCUACAGUGGGGUGUGUCGCGAGGGGGAGAGGCUGGUGGUUGGCCCUACGGACGAGGGCCGUUUCCUGAGGCUGAAGGUGGGCAGCAUCCAUAGGAACCGCUCGGCAUGCAGGGUGCUGAGAGCCGGCCAAGCCGCCACACUGGCCCUCGGCAACUUUGACCGCUCGCUGCUCCGCAAGGGUAUGGUGAUGGUCAGCCCGAAGAUGAACCCCACCAUCUGCUGGCAGUUUGAGGCGGCCAUCGUCCUUCUCUUCCACGCCAAAACAUUCCGUCGGGGCUUCCAAGUGACUGUGCACGUGGGGAACGUAAGACAGACGGCUACCGUGGAGUGCCUGCAUGGAAAAGAGGAGCUGCGCACAGGAGAGAGGGCUGUGGUCUGCUUUCGCUUCAUUAAACACCCCGAGUACCUCCGCAUGGGCGCCAAGCUGCUCUUCAGGGAGGGCGUGACCAAGGGCAUCGGCCAUGUCACCAGCCUCCUGCCUGAGUCACAUGACCAGAACCAGAUCCAUGACCAGAACCAGAGGGAGAUAGAGAAAUAGAGAGGAGGAGAAAGGAGGGAAGGAGAGGAAAUUAUAAGCUCUCCUGAACAUGUAUCCCCCUCUCAGAGUAAGUUUGUGUGAACUGCCGGCGCCGGACGUCAUCCCAGUAGAUUGUUAUUGAACCACACACUAGUAUUUUAAUCCCCAUUUGUGUGUAUCUAAGUGUGUCUGUACUGUACUUUCCACAUCUGCCCUUUGUGCCAUGUAGAGAUGUGAAGCCCUAUUGAAACACUUGAUAUUUCUCAGUGGUGGAUUCUGGAACGAAUGCUUUGAUGAGUGUGGGUAGAGGCAACGGUCGGUGUCUUAAAUCAAAGUCUGGUGACCUCGCCGAAGGCAGGCAAAGCUUUCAUCUAAUCUGCUGUGGAUUGCUUGAAGGAACCAUUCCCGUCCCUCUCUUGGUCAUUUCAUAACAGAUGCAAUAGAUCAAAUGCCUGCUCUCCCUGUUUUACUAUACUGGACAAUGUGGAACGUACUCAGCAUACCCAUCCGUUGGAGGUUUAAAGGGAUAGUUGGCUUUUUAAAAGUAUUAGGUCAUUGUGGACUUACUUAGGCAGGAUUUCCCAAACUCUGUCCUGGGCCCCACUCCCCUUGGUGCAAGUUUUGGUUUUUGCCCUAGCAAUACAAUUAACCAACUCACCUUCAAGCUUUGAUCAUUUCAAUCAGCUGUGUAGUGUUAGGGCAAAAAAACAAAGCGUGUACCCAGGGGCGGCCCCAGGACCGAGUUUGGGAAACCCUGACCUAAGGCGUUGUCGUUUUUAAGUUUGUUAGCUUGUUAUUUACCAACAUCCAGAAUGGCUAGCAUGUAGCAAUGCUAGUGUAAACAGGUUGUAUCAGUUAGCAUUGCUUUCAAAAGCAUGAGCAAAGCAGGGGAGUUGACCAGUGGUGGUCCUGUCUGCAAAUGAAAGAGCUCUUUUACCAUGCUUUUGAAUGAAAGUUUCCUUAUUAUGUGGUUUACUCUGCACUUCAUUCGUCUUGGUUAGUAUUAAUGAAAAGUAGACUACGUGCCGCCCAUUUUGGUGGCGCAAGUGGCACUAGCACCAACCGUAAAUGCUGCCAUGCUAAUUUUCCAAAUGUCAAAUUCAACUAAGUCUGUAGGGCAGCAGUAAUGUGUGAGGGUUGACAAUGAGCAGAGUCAAGACUCUUGGCGUAGUCAAGAGACUGUUGGAUUGCAAACCCGUUCUGAAAGAAAUGCAGGGGCAAGUAUUUUAAGUGAUGUGAUGUAGCGACACGGCUUUUUUUUCAUGGUAGCGGACACUGCUUUUGUAACCCUGUUAUAAUGUCAACCCAUUGAACCCAAUGCUACAGGUUAGCAAUGGGUAACCUAAACAGGUUUAAACUAUUUAUACUGUGUCAUAGCUUCAGGCUCAUCUGUGUACAAGGGAGCUUUGUGCAGCCAGAUACCCAUGUGGAGUCUGCAUGCUUAAUAGGGACUUGUGAAAAUCUUGUCAGACAAAAUGGACUCCUAAAUUACAAAUAUUUAUGGAACUCUUGACUUUAUCCCUUAUCCUUCACGGGGUUGUGUGCAAUUAUAACUAAAGCAUUGAAUGUACUGUACCUGAACUUCUAAAUACCAUAUUGAAGCACUAAAAUUGUAGUGGGAGAUGUCGAUUUUGCACUUUGUAUUUUUUUGAAAUAGCUUCUGCAUGUUUGUGUGCAUGCCAGAUGUUACCGAAUCUAGUCCGGGAGAGCUUUAAGGUGUCCAGUAGUGAAACACGGGAUUCAAUUUAUCAUGGUGUUGAUGCAUAUUGAGGUCUUGGUGACCACAGAUGUAUGCUGUUUAUUCAAGUAUCAGCUGAUCUUUACAGUAUCUUCAAAUGUUUACUGUCAUAGGAAAUAUACCAAUUUAGUACAGAAAGCAUGCAGAGCACUUUUCUUUUAGAUGAUAUAUUCAAAUAUUACAGGUAUUAUUAGCUUCUAUUCGGUUGAGACAAGUGGCACGUUUGCAGUAUGUGUAUGUAUUGCAUCAAGGUUGUGUAAAUAUUAAACAUGUUUUAUCAUGACGUCCAUAGAAACAUCAAAAGACAAA